Molecule: messenger RNA, 542 nt
Organism: Drosophila biarmipes
Lineage: Eukaryota; Metazoa; Arthropoda; Insecta; Diptera; Drosophilidae
Exons: 1
Coding region: 101-460 (119 amino acids)
Source: RefSeq, a predicted model, not a curated record
UGCUCAGUGUUUCGUAUGAUUAUAAUCAACGAAUUCGAUUGUCAGCAGUCUCCGAAAUUCAAACUUAUAAAACAGUUUAUAAAAUUUUAAAAUUUCUACAAUGUCUUCUGUGAACUCCUCGGCGACACCCACCACAAGCGCUGCCGUACAGAAGCAAUCUUCUAAGGAUCAAGAGUGUACCAUGGUCGAUCCCCAGGAAAUUGAAGAGAUCGAUAAACGCCUUAAGUCUCUUGUGGCUCGCCUCACAACUCUGGAGAAUUCGCUGGCAGACUUGAGCUCGCCUCUUCAGACGUACUUCGACGGAGAUCACGGGGACACCGAUAGGGAACUGGAAACUUUGCAGGAUGCAUUGGACGUCCAGGAUCAAGAACUUUCGGACUUGGUGGCUGACGAAAAUAUUGGGGACAAGAAAGAUGUCCAUGAUGAAGAAUUAAAGGAGGAAGCUUCAAAAAAACCAUAAGGAAUUGCGUUGAAUGGUUGAAAUGUGUUAAGUCUUAUUCGAUUUAUGGGCAUUAAACUGUUGAGAAUGGUGUACAGUUAAA